Messenger RNA from Microdochium trichocladiopsis, 2925 nucleotides. Its product is annotated as tRNA synthetase class I catalytic domain-containing protein. Gene Ontology annotation, biological process: cysteinyl-tRNA aminoacylation. The transcript has a single exon. Gene Ontology annotation, molecular function: cysteine-tRNA ligase activity; ATP binding. Gene Ontology annotation, cellular component: cytoplasm. The coding region runs from base 157 to 2691 and encodes 844 amino acids. NCBI's taxonomy places the organism in Eukaryota, Fungi, Ascomycota, Sordariomycetes, Xylariales, Microdochiaceae. The record is from RefSeq and is a predicted model, not a curated record.
CUGCAGCUUCGAGAGUCACAUUGCGUGACCUGUCCUCACUCGAGUCACCCUGGCCUUGUGACAUUCCUUCCUUGCCCCUCUCUCCUUCGGCUGCGCUGCCCAGAGCUCCCAUCACCCUCUCUCGCCUUUGCGCCUUGUGAGCUCCCGCUCGCCUAUAUGAGGGUCGUCGCCGCCUUCGCCAGACAGCUUCUCAUUCUACCCCACCGGCCGGUUCGACGACCUUUUCCCGUCUGGAGAAACACCAGAUUUUCUCACUCCUUCGCCAUGGACUCAAUCAGGGUGCACAACUCUCUCAAGCCGGGCGGCCCCGUACCCUUUGUCCCCAUUGAGAAGGGCAAGGUGUCGUGGUACGCUUGCGGCCCGACUGUCUACGACCAGAGCCAUCUCGGCCAUGCGCGCAACUAUGUCUCGACCGACAUCAUUCGUCGCAUCUUGAUGCACUACUUCGGUUUCGACGUCAAGUUUGUCAUGAACUUUACCGACGUUGACGACAAAAUCAUUCUCAGGGCCCGAAGGAACCGCCUGCUCGAGGUCGAGAAGAAGAAGCAGUACUCGAAGGACGAGAUCGCGAAACUCGGCUCCGACGCCUUCCAGGCAUAUGCAAAGAGCAGCCUGCCGCUUCUCCUCUCCGACGAAUCCAUCUUGGACGCCAGUAACUACAACGCGAGGCGCGAUGCUGCCUACGGCAAGGUGUUGGCUGGCGGUACACUUUCCGGCGAGGGGAAGCCAGGCGACGACGAAGCGAAGCUCAAGAUGCACAUUAGCAACAUGGACGCGGCAGCUGCGGCCAUCAGCUCUGGACAGGUCUUCGGAGGUGCCGACGAGAUACUGCUGCCGUACCUCGACUCUCUGUACAAGGAGUCGGUAGACACCAGCGACCAGUCAAUGUUCACGGACCUGACGAGAUUCAUGGAGGGAGAAUUCACCGACGACAUGGACAACUUGAACGUCCUCAGGCCGGAUGUCGUUGUUCGUGUCACCGAAUACGUGCCCCAGAUCGCCAAGUUCGUGGAGACGAUAGUCGACAAAGGAUUUGCAUACGAGGCCGAGGGAUCUGUCUACUUCGACAUCGCGGCCUUCGAGCAGUCGCCUGGCAACAAGUAUGCGAGGUUGCGGCCCGAAAGCAGGAACGACAAGUCUCUACAAGAGGAGGGCGAGGGUUCUCUUUCAAAGAGCUUGGGCGGAAAGAGGAGUCCUGGUGACUUUGCCCUAUGGAAGAAGUCAAAGGCAGGCGAGCCUUAUUGGCCUAGCAAAUGGGGCAAUGGCCGUCCUGGGUGGCACAUUGAGUGCUCCGUCAUGGCCUCAGAUGUGCUAGGAGGUCAGAUGGACCUGCAUUCUGGUGGAAUCGACCUGGCCUUCCCACACCACGACAAUGAACUUGCGCAAAGUGAAGCAUUCUAUUGCGAAGGCCAUGAGCACACCUGGGUCAACUAUUUCCUGCACAUGGGCCAUCUCUCCAUUUCUGGCUCAAAGAUGUCGAAGUCAUUGAAGAACUUCCAGACCAUCAAGGAUGCCCUCGCAAACACCUAUACGGCUCGCUCCAUGCGUAUUGUCUUCCUAUUGGGCCGGUGGAACGACGGCGUUGAGAUCAGCCCGGAUAUGCGCCUCCAAGCGGACGGCUGGGAAAGCACGGUCAACAAUUUCUUCACCAACGUGAAGUCUCUUCUUAUUGAGGCAUCUGGUUCAGCCGACACCAGCAGCGGAGAUGUCAAUAAGCUCAGCCUCAAUGGUGAUAAGCCUCAGGAUGCUCUGCUCGUGGAACUCGAGCAGGCCAAGAAGGACAUGGACUUGGCCAUGGCCAACUCGUUUGAUACACCUGCAGCUAUGCGCGUGAUCAGCGAGCUGAUUAGAAAGACCAAUGUCCAUAUCAAAGAUAACGCAGCUGCCCUCGAUCUAUCGAGCGUGGAGGCAGUGGCUCGCUGGGUCACCAAGAUUGUCGGCAUAUUGGGUCUUGACGCCAACGCUCGUCCGCCAUACGAUGGGCUGGGCUGGGCGUCCUCAGCAGCUGCAGCCGAUGUCGAUCCCGCGACUGCUGUGCAACCUUACAAGACAGUAUAUGAGACCGUCUUUGCAAAUGCACAGAAGCUCGACCUUCCAUCGUCGGAUGUCCUGAAGGACCUGCUCGCGCAGAAUCCUACACAAGACUUCGACUCCAUCGUCGCCUCUGGCACUCGGGAUCCGGAGCAGCUUGGCCUGCCGUACGUCCGUGCCGUGUCCAAACUCCGUGACGAGCUUCGCAAAGCCACGGCUUCUGCGUCCCCGGAUGUAAAGAAGGCGAUCCUCGCCCUCAGUGACCGCAUCCGGGAUUACGAUCUUACAAACCUGGGCGUCUACUUGGACGAUAGACCGGACGGUCAGCCAUCACUGAUCAAGUUUGUGCCUGCUGCUGAGCUUAUCGCCGCGAGGGACGAAAAGGCUGCCAAGGACGCAGAAAAGGCUCGGGCUAAGGAAGAGGCCAGGCUCGCCCGCGAGAAGGCCGAGGCCGAGAGGUGGGAGAAAGCCAAGCUGGCCCCGGAGGACAUGUUCAAGAGUGACGACCGCUACAGCGAAUGGGACGGUGAGGGCAUGCCGACAAAGAUGAAGGAUGGAAGUGAGGUGCCUAAGAGUCAAUUGAAGAAGCUCAAGAAGGACUGGGACAGACAAAAGAAGGCGCACACCGAGUGGAAGACCAAGUUUGGCUCUUCGGCUUAGGCAAGAGUCUACGAGAUUCAGAGCCGCCAAGCGAGCGCAAGAGCUAGCGGCAAUACGACGAGGAUGAUACCUUAUAGAGUGAUGAUGAAAAUGAAAAUGGCUGUAAAGAGCACGAGGCUCCUCGGCUUGCCGAUUUCCUUUUAUGUCUCUGAGUCUAGAACAUGCUCAGGACUUGUAUGUAUUUAUGUGGUUCACAUGUACCUAGCACGGUGGAAAGCAAGGACGAGCUUCCAC